AUGCCAGUUCGUGCUUUAUUUGAACAUGGUGCUACUGCUUUUGAUAUAUGGGAAGCCGCUCGGAAGACUUAUACUGUGACUCAGAAUAGUUCUCGUCUGUUUCAACUUCGACGGCAGUCCAUCCUUACGUGUCAGAAUGGUGAAUCUGUCAAAGUGUUCUAUGAAAAACUCCAUGCUACCUGGCAGGAGAUUGAUUGUCUGCGUCCACAUGAAUAUAGCUGUACCGAUGAUGGGGCUCGCCGUUUGAAAGAACUUGAAGCCGAUCGAAGGAAGACACCCGUCAGUCCGCUAUGCUUGGAGGAGGUUCUAUGGCCCUCAAAGUCGACCCAGCACGUCAACGACUGGUCGCAAAGCACGACGCGACCGGUCGGCCCUCAUCCAGAAAAUUUUCUACUUUUGCUGGGUAGCGUCCUGCUGGCUCUACCCCUAGCUCUCUUGACGAUCCUCCUAAAUGUCGUCAUUGUAAUGAGAAUCACUACUCUGAGAAGUGCUUUAAGGAGCAUGGUUAUCCCGAUUGAUGAGACCCGUCCUUCGGCUCCGUCUGCAAAUCUGUGUGCUUCCGAUACUAUGCCAGGUAUGGGUUCUAAUACUUGGAUAAUUAACACUGGUGCUUCUGAUCAUAUGACUUAUGAUACCAAUAUGUUUGAUGAGUUGUCUCGUAACCCUCAUGACCCCUGUAUUACUAGUGCUAAUGGUUUACCUUCCCCAGUUACCGAUGAAGGUACCAUCCACCUCACUCCUUCUUUACCUCUGUCUCAUGCUCUUUUGGUUCCAAAUAUUCGUUGCAAUUUGUUGUCUGUUUGGCGUUUACUUGAUACACUUAACGCUUCUGCUACUUUCUAUUCUACUCAUUGUUUUUUCAAGGAUCUCAAGACUCAUGCGAAGAUUGGGCAUGGUAAACGGAUAUGGGGGUUGUACUACUUACAGUUACUGGCUGCAGCAGUUCGUGGGUGUGUGGCUAAUAAAGUCCAGGUUGGCAGUGUCAAAGACAAACAACAACUUUGGCUGUGGCAUCUUCGCUUAGGACAUCCGUCAUUUGGUUAUCUUAAGCAUUUGUUUCCUUCGUUAUUUAGUUCGUGUGAUGAGUCUAGCUUCAAAUGUAAGACUUGUGUAAUGGCCAAGAGCCACCGUACUUUUGUCACGUUCAUUGAUGAUUGCACUCGCUUAACAUGGGUAUAUUUGAUGAAGAAUAAACAUGAUGUUGCCUCUAUUCUUCCUGAGUUUUGUGCUAUGGUGUCUACUCAGUUUCAUGCCAGUGUUAAAGUAUUUCGAACUGAUAACGGAGGUGAAUAUGUGAAUUAUACAUUGACCCAGUUCUUCCGUGAUCAAGGUAUCAUCCAUCAAACUACCACUCCAUUCACUCCUCAACAUAAUGGUGUGUCUGAACAUAAGAAUCGUCAAUUACUUGAAGUUGCUCGCUCUCUUAUGUUGGAUAUGUCUGUUCCCCACCAUCUUUGGGGACAUGGUGUUUUGGCCGCAGCCUAUUUGAUUAACCGUACUCCUAGUCGGGUUCUGGAUUUCAAGACUCCGCUUGAUGUAUUAUGUGCCCAUACUCCUCCAGUUUCGGUCUCUAAGCUACCUCCGAAGGUGUUUGGAUGUGUUGCUUAUGUUCAUGUCUACUCCCAUCAACGAAGUAAACUUGACCCAUGUGCUCUCUGCUGCGUCUUCAUUGGCUAUUCUACUACUCAGAAGGGUUACAAGUGCUACCACCCUCAUUCACAUAAGGAUGCUCUAUCAAAUCCAAAAUGGGUAGAUGCAAUGCAUGUUGAGAUGGAAACCUUAAAUAAGAAUGCCACUUGGGAGCUAGUCCCUUUACCAAAAGGAAAAAAGGCAGUUGGGUGUAGAUGGGUGUUUACUCUGAAGCACAAGGCUGAUGGUUCCAUUGACCGUUACAAGGCAAGGUUGGUAGCGAAAAGUUAUACUCAGACCUAUAGAGUGGAUUACACGGAGACCUUUGCUCCAGUAGCAAAGCUCAAUACUGUACGCGUACUUUUGUCCUUGGCUGCUAAUCAUGAUUGGCCUCUGUUACAAUUUGAUGUAAAAAAUGCAUUCCUUCAUGGUGACCUCAAGGAAGAAAUAUACAUGGACCCUUCGCCAGGUAUCCUUGUAACCUCUAAGGAGGGUAUGGUGUGCAAACUACAGAAAUCCUUAUAUGGAUUAAAGCAAUCUCCAAGAGCUUGGUUUGGGAGGUUUGUUGCAUCUAUGAGGAAGUCUGGGUAUGUACAAAGUAAUUCGAAUCAUACUUUGUUUCUGAAGCGUCAGAAAGGUAAAUUGACAGCUUUAAUAAUUUAUGUUGAUGAUAUGAUUGUAAUUGGAGAUGAUCAGACAGAAAUACAAAGUCUCCAGAAAUAUCUGGCGUCUGAAUUUGAGAUGAAAUCAUUAGGUGACUUGAAGUACUUUCUCGGGAUUGAAGUGGCCAGAUCUAAGCAUGGUAUUUUCUUGUCCCAAAGGAAAUAUGUUUUGGAUUUACUUGCAGAAACUGGAAUGUUGGAUUGUAAACCAAUUGAUACUCCUAGUGAACAGAAUCACAAGUUGGGGUUAUAUCCUAAUCAAGUUCCUACUGAUAAGGAGCGCUAUCAACGGCUUGUGGGGAAAUUAAUUUAUUUAGCUCAUACACGUCCUGACAUUGCGUAUGCAGUAAGUGUGGUGAGUUAG
Messenger RNA from Prunus armeniaca (apricot), 2655 nucleotides. The record is from the annotation of a GenBank genome assembly. Lineage: Eukaryota; Viridiplantae; Streptophyta; Magnoliopsida; Rosales; Rosaceae.